Messenger RNA from Schizophyllum commune H4-8, 1442 nucleotides. RefSeq lists its product as uncharacterized. The record is from RefSeq and is a predicted model, not a curated record. The coding region runs from base 58 to 1320 and encodes 420 amino acids. Lineage: Eukaryota; Fungi; Basidiomycota; Agaricomycetes; Agaricales; Schizophyllaceae. Gene Ontology annotation, molecular function: protein binding. The transcript is spliced from 3 exons.
CACGCGACUUCCAAGAAUCUGCACCUACACUCACCAUACGAGAGCGACGCCCCUCCGAUGCAGGGUGCCCACCACCCCAUCUUUCCUCUCGAGCUCCUGCAGGAGAUCGUCGCGUCCGUCGAUCGGAUGUCUCUUCCAUCGUGCGCGCUCGUAUCUCGCGGGCUUCGAGUCGUCAGUCAGCGACUACUAUGGCGCGAGGUCAAAUUCACUCCCUUGACUUCUGCCGCCGAAGGCCUACUUCUGGCGCUGCCUCAACUUGGGACGUACACCCUCUCGUUGUAUGUGCAUGAACAGCGACAGAAGAGUCUGGGACAUCUGUCGAUUGAAGCGAUCGAGCGAGCGAGCGACUUACAAGCAGCCUACGCCAUUCGUAUGAUGCCGAACCUACGCAGUCUGCUUCUUCAACCGUAUGUGCCACGGGACAUCUCGCCCUUCAUCACCGAAGCAGUCACUCACGCAUUGCCUUUGCUGCAUACGCUAGGCCUUUGGCUCUAUACAGAGGUUCCCAUAGAGCUCCUUCACAAUCUCGAUCGCGCGCCAUCGCUAGACGACCUUCGCCUGUCUGUCCGCGUCUUGGAUCCGCUUCCAUACCAGAAUCGACGUGCCCAGGAUGAGAAGGAUGCACCCCCGCCACGGGUCUGGCUUUCCAGCCUCGCAAUGAUGUCACCAGAGGAUUACAAAUACUGGGAUUGGGAUUCAACUUCAACGUUGAAAUAUCUGCUCCUGCCUGAAGUGCCUGUCGGCAUGGCGGGCCUCGUCCGUCUUCGUGUGGAUGAACCCUAUGGCGUCGCCAAACAGUGGCUCGAGCGGCUUUUCGAACAGUGCCACCAAACUUUGCUCCACUUCGAUGCAACUGCGCUCAGACGAGAUCGCGGCGCGCCCGCUAGCCUUGCCUCGCUCGUCAACCUCGAGAGCAUCGUCAUACGUGAUAUUCCCCCGGACACCAAUGUCAGCCGAUCCGUGCUUCCGUUGACAUCCUCCGCCGUCUCCCUCAAACGCCUGUCCCUUGCUUUCGACAACUUCUUCCUCAUGCGAUGCGCGUACGCCGGCCUGCGUGAGCUGGGAGAUAGCCUCGCGCAAAGUCUGCAGGAGCGCCAGCAUGUCUUAUUCGAGCGGCUGACGCUGUACUUUCGACUCGGCGAUCACAUCAUGAGGCCGGACGCGUACAAGAUCAAGGUCGGUAAACAAAUCUGUGAGUGCAUGGGUGCGCUGGCGGACUAUGGCAUACAAGUGAAGGUGGAGUGGCUGCCGUGCAUCCCGGGUUGGCCCGACAAAGAAUUUCAUGGUCCGGACGUCGAAGAUCCCUUCGUAGUCCGCUAAGCCCUAAUUCAUCCUGAGCGCAUUGAUGCGAUCUGGCGCUAUGCCCGCGUACCGACUGCUCACAUUCCUUGUGUGUAUCUGAAUGUAAUAGGUGUCGUUCCGUCGCGACCUAUAUGUCCCGC